This is a messenger RNA of Tarenaya hassleriana, 1134 nucleotides long. RefSeq names its product PRA1 family protein B4. The transcript has 2 exons. Gene Ontology annotation, cellular component: Golgi apparatus; endoplasmic reticulum. NCBI's taxonomy places the organism in Eukaryota, Viridiplantae, Streptophyta, Magnoliopsida, Brassicales, Cleomaceae. The record is from RefSeq and is a predicted model, not a curated record. Bases 127 to 801 code for a protein of 224 amino acids. Gene Ontology annotation, biological process: vesicle-mediated transport.
UUUUUCUCUUAUUGGCUAUGGUAACUUUCCGAGAAAUUUCAUUUAUUGUCGGUGAUCCCUAGCUGCGAAGGAAAGAGGAGGAAGGUCGAAGAUCUGCCUAACGCACGAGCUCUGGCACAGGCAACAAUGGCUUCCACCGCUCCUCCCGUCCUCCCUAUCUCUAACUUGCAAACCGUUCCCUCCGCCGCUCCAUCCUCCGUCGAAUCGCAGCCUCCGAUCGCCACUCCGGCGUUUCGCGCCUUCAUCAACAACAUCUCGGAGACUGUCCGCAACGGCCUUUCGCAGCGCCGUCCCUGGGCCGAGCUCGCCGAUCGCUCCGCCUUCUCCAAGCCGGAGACGAUCUCUGAUGCCGCUGUCCGCAUCCGCAAGAACUACUCUUACUUCAAGGUGAACUACCUCUCCGUCGCGACGGCGAUCGUUGCUUUUUCUUUGGUGACGCAUCCUUUCUCUCUCGUCCUCCUCCUCAGCCUCCUCGCCUCCUGGCUCUUCCUCUACCUCUUCCGUCCCUCAGAUCAGCCUCUCGCUAUCUUCGGACGCGUCUUCUCCGAUCGCGAAACCCUCGGCCUUCUCAUUCUCUUCAGUAUCUUCGUAGUUUUCCUCACCGACGUGGGAUCUGUUCUGGUCUCCGCCGUGUUGGUCGGAGUUGCCCUGAUCUGUGCGCACGGCGCCUUUAGGGCUCCAGAAGACCUAUUCCUAGACGAGCAAGAGCCUGCAGCCACUGGAUUCCUCUCCUUUCUCGGUGGCGCUGCCUCCAAGGCCGCCGCAUCCGCCGCGCCUGCCGUCGUGGCCGCUCGCGUGUAAAUGCUCCUCAAAAACGAAUCCGAUCUACAGAUCCGCCAUACAUCCGAUCGGGAUCGGGUAAUCCUUUUUGGAUUUUGAAAGUUUAUCCGUAUAAUUUGUUUGUUCAUUCGAUAUUUAGAUUUUAUCAACCACAGAAUAAAGGAAAAAAAACAAAUGUGAUCUCUCUCUAUCUUUUUGCCUCGUGGCAUAAGAUAAAUCUAGCUGAAAUAUAUAUAUUUUUAUACUCUUUCUGAUAUUUGAUCACAAAUCUAUACUUACUUCCCCCUCUGCUGCUUACGGUAUCUCCUUGCCUUGUAAAUGGUUUUGAUGAAUUUCCACUGUUGUUCAUAUUCA